AUGGCGUUGGGCGACCCGCGGCUGCAGUGGCUCCGGGACCGAGUUUAUGCGGCUUUUUACCUGCUGCCCGAGCCCGACUGCUUCGAGGAGCUGCUGAGGCGCGGAGGCGGAGAAGAGGAGCGGAAAAUCCUCGAGUUCUUCAGCCAGGUCACUGAGGAGAGAGUCACUUCAGCGCUGCUCUUCUUUCAGAGAAUAUGGGCGGAGCAAGUGGAAGUGACGAUCCCUACAGAGAAAACAAAUGGGCAAAUAUCACCUGAAGGCCUCAGCAGGAAUGAACAGUGCUCUACGGAGGAACCUUCCACCGAGGGAACCUUCAAACCAGUGAGAGAGGACAAGCUUCCUCUGACUAGAGCUGAGAUCCAGACUGUGUACCGCGUGGAGCUGCAUGUAGCAGUGAACAACAUCCCAGAGAGGUUCAUGAAGUCCAAUGUGUUGUACUUCCUGCGGAACACGAAUGAGACGAUCCCUAAGCCAGUGGAUAUAAACGAGGCGAAUGAGCUCAUGCCCAGGCAGCUGGAGAUCGGCAUGCUGAACGGCCAUCCACUCAGGAUGUGCAAGAAUGUCCUCCAGCAUGUGUACAUGCCACUGCUCUCAGUGGGGCAGAUAAAGCUCUCCAGUGAAGACUAUCUGGAGGAGGUGCUGAGUUCUGUAGACUCUGAUGAGAGCACUGAGCUGAGCACUAAAGAACAGCUGGCACUCACAGAACCCCUCAGCACGGUCCUGAUCCGAGACGAAUUCCUGAACUACUCUUACAAGUUCAUGGGUCUUUUAGACAGAACCCUGCAGGAGCUGCAGUUUGUGAAUAAACUACACAUCCCCGAGGUGGAACUGGACCAAGACCUGGAGACCCUACUGGCCAAUCAGGUGAACAUAGAAAGGAUGGAGCAGUGUGUAAUGAACUGGCAAAUCCAAAUCACCACCGUCCUCAAGGAGCAGGAAGACAAGAAACCACAGGCCCCUGGUCCGAUGGCAGAGUUGGAGCUCUGGCGUGAGCGUUCAUCUGAACUGAGUGGUCUGUGGGAACAGCUUGAGCUGCCAGCGGUGAAGAACAUCCUGAAGGUGAUGAACCAAGCCAACGUGGUCUCCAUACAGAACCUGAACGAGACGAUAUCACAGCUGACAUUUUUCCAUGUGGAGGCCUUGGAGAACGUGCGCUUCCUCGGCACCAUGGAGAGGUACUUUAAGAACCUGGCUACAGCAGUGAACUUCAGAAUCAUCCUGGACACCAUUGGACCACUGAUGAGGGGUCUGAGAAUGAUAUGGAUCAUUUCCAGCCAUUACAACACGGACACUCGCAUGAUGGCCUUGAUGGACCGCAUCGUCUGGGAGCUGUGUGAGCGCGUCACGUGCAUCAUCGACAUCCGUACACUUUUCAAAGAAAAGCAUAAUGUGUCCAUGGCCAAAGUUAAAGAUGGCAAGCAGGUUCUGGACCAGUGGAAGACCUGCUACUUUGCAGUUCGAGAAGUGAUCGAAAAGUCCGGCAGGGAAUCGCGCUGGGAGUUCGACCGCCAAAGGCUCUUUGAGAAGACAGACUACAUGGCUUCAGUCUGUCAGGACUUGUACGACAUCCUGAAGACCCUGGAGGAUUUUUAUAAAAUCUUUGGGCCAGAAAUGAAGGAAAUUACAGGUGAGCACAAGCGUAUUGACAAGGUACUGCAGAUGGUGGACAGCAUGGUCGUGCCCAUCAUGGAGCUGGAGUUUGACCCGUUCGACAGUAAGGAGAAGGAAAAUUGGAAAGAAGUUGUUCAGGACUUUGAGAGCAAAGUUCAGGAUAUUGAAGCAGAAGCCAUUUACUUCAUCAACCAGACCUUCAAGACCCUGCGCUCGGCGUCUGUGGCCUUCGACAUGCUGAUGAAAUUCAAGCACAUCCGCUCCAGAGAAGCGCUCAACAAACAGAUGAUGAUGAGGUUUAACGACGUUCUGGCCAAGUACUGCAGUGAGGUGGACUUCGUAAAGGAGGUGUUUGUCCAGAACAAAGAUAAGCCGCCUCUGAAUAAGAACCAGCCUCCCGUGACAGGGGCGAUCUUCUGGGUGCGCGAUCUGUUUCACAGCAUUAAACGCACCAUCAUAUGCUUCCAGAAAGUGCCGGUACUUCUGCAGAGCAAACAGGGCAUAGCUGCAAAAGUAAAGUAUCUGGAGGUGGGCAAGCGCAUGCGGGACUACGAGUUAAAGAAACACAAACGCUGGAGCGAGGAAGUAGUGCAAAUACUGGCAGGGCUCAUGAAGAGAAAAGUCCUGGUCAUGGUGAACAGCUCUGGACACAGCUGUGGAGACGCCACAAAGUAUCAGGACCUGGAGAUGCAGGCACACUUUGUGGUGAACUUUGGCCCAGAGCUGAAGGAGAUCUUCAGCGAGAGCAGGUACUUUGAGCAGCUGGGCUUCAGUGUGCCUGAACAGGUCGCACAAGUGGCUUUGCUUCAGGAAAAGUUGCUCAGAGAUUUGGAUGACCUGGAGAGUUUGACAGACUACUAUCAAUCUGUGGUGGACCAGCUGAAGGACACAGAGUAUCUCCUGAUGUCUGCGGAGAUACAGAAACUGAGGAGUGUGAUAUCUAAUGGAUGUAAACGAUUAACCUUGAAUUCUGCAGGCCUAUCAGACUUCAUUGUCAGUGCCAACCAGGCCAUCUCACAAUUUAAGUCCCUGCUGAACCAACUCCAGAAGAACGAAAACGACAUAAACGCCAAGCUUCAGGCCAUUGAAUCGGCGAACCUUUUUAAAUUCCCUGUACCAGUACGAGCAGGAGAGUUGCCAGGACUGAAGCAGUUCUGUGAGCUGGUGGAGAAGCAAAGAGCCAGAGAUAUGUACUUACUGAGCAGGAAGUACUUAGCCAUCCGACCGCUACUCACCAAGGUGGAGUGUCUGACCAUGCAGACGAGCAGCAGCAAGGCCAAGCACAUGGCUCAGUACUACGCUUACUGGGAGCGUAUGGUGUUCAACUCCCUCACCACGAUGAUCGUGAAAAACCUACAGAUGUUUAACUCCGCCCUGCUGGGCUCCACCCCACUGUUCCAAAUUGAGGCCAUCCUCUCUACUCCUUUGAUCAUGCUGCACCCCAAAAGCAGCCAGGUGUACAGGAUGAUCAUGCAGUGUGUGAAGGACUGUGUGGAAAGCACCAAGCAUUUCGUUCGCUGGAUGCAUGGCACGUGUAUCGAGUGUCCUCCACAGCAAGUGGAUGGUGAUAGUGAGCCGUUCAUCUUCAGCUUCUACAGCGAGGUGUGCCAGCUGCCACAAGUGGCCGAGCAUGUCAUAACCAUAUCCCAGAGCACACAGCAGCUCCUCAGCUCCAUCGUCCACUACCUGAGUCAUUGGAAACGCUUCCGGACCCUCUGGAAACUCGACAAGGCCGUCGUGCUGGAGAAGUUCACAGCCAAGAAUCCCUCGUGUGUGGUUUACGACGAGAAGCUGCAGUUCUACUCACACAUCAGUUGGGUGGUGGCGCAGGAGCCACUGGUGAAGGAUGAACACAUAAUCAGGUUGAACCUGGAGCCGCUGGGACGCUCCAUGCUGGACAAUGCUCAGGCUUGGGUCACUUCACUGGGAGGGCUACUCAACGACUCAGCCCGGGAGGAGUUAUACGCACUGCGCAAUGAGUUCCAGCAACUGUCAGAUAAUCUAAAGACACCUCCUGACACGCUGGAAAGCCUGAAGUUCAUCCUCAGUACAAUCUCCAACAUCCGGAACAUGUCUCUGAGAGUGGAGAUGAGCUACAGGAACAUCCAGGAGAAAUACAGGACUCUGGCCAUGUACAAUAUACAGGUUGCGGAGGAUGAGCUGCAGCUGGUAGCCUGCAUCGAGGAUCUGUGGAGAGAUGUUUUCAUUGAGGCCAAACGGGUGGAUCGCAGCCUGGGCAAAGUCAAGAAUACCUUCACCAAAAUCACCAUGGAAGAGAUAGAGCAGUAUAAGCAGGAGCUGUCCGUCUUUGCUGAGAGUUUUAGCAUGCACGGGCCGGGAGCUGUAGGAGAAAACCUGGAGAAAGGGCUGAUGGUUAUGGAUGCUUAUGAGGCUGAUCUGGCUAAGAUAGAGGCGCGCCGUCAGGAGCUAUCCAACGCCGAGAAGCUGUUCGAUCUUCCCAUUACCGUGUACCCAGAACUGCAGAAUAUACAAAAGGAGAUGAGCGGCCUGAGGCAGAUCUACAAGAUCUACAAGGAACAGAAGGUUGCGAAGGCAGAGUGGUCUCAGACUCUGUGGGUGAACCUGGACAUCCAGGUGCUUCAGGAAGGCAUUGAGGGUUUCAUUAAGAGCCUCAGGAAGCUGCCUAAAAAUGUAAGAGCUCUUCCUGUGGGCUUCUUCCUGGAGGGACAACUGAAAGAGUUCAAAGAGUCUCUGCCGAUGAUACUGGACCUGAAGAACGAGGCUCUGAGAGACAGGCACUGGAAGGAGCUGAUGGCACGAACAGGAACCAGCUUCGAGAUGAACCCAGACACCUUCACACUGGAGAACAUGUUCACCAUGGAGCUCCACAAACACGGCAACGUGAUCGGAGACAUCGUCACCGCGGCUGUCAAAGAGCUCGGCAUAGAGAAGGGUGUGAAGGAGGUGGUGGACACAUGGGAGAGCAUGAAGUUCACUGUGCAGCUUUACUUUAAAGGCACAGAGGAGCGAGGCUCCGUCCUGGGCUCAGUGGACGAGAUCCUGCAGAGCCUGGAUGAUAAUGCCAUGAACCUGCAGAGCAUGGCAGGGAGCCGAUUCAUCGGGCCCUUCCUGUCCACCAUCCAGCAGUGGGAAAAGAACCUGUCCAUCAUCAGCGAGGUCAUCGAGGUUUGGAUAUUGGUGCAGAAGAAGUGGAUGUACUUAGAGAGCAUUUUUAUUGGCGGUGAUAUUCGCUCUCAGCUGCCUGAGGAGGCCAAGAAAUUUGACAACAUUGACAAAAUGUUCAAAAAGAUUAUGUCAGAAACAGUGAAGGACCCAGUUAUUAAGAAGUGCUGCCUGGUACCGAAUCGCCUGUUGGACCUGCAGAACCUGAGCGAUGGUUUGGAGCGCUGCCAGAAGAGUCUGAACGAUUACCUGGACUCCAAACGCAAUGCCUUCCCGCGCUUUUUCUUCAUUUCAGACGACGAGCUGCUCAGCAUUUUGGGGAGCAGCGAGCCGUCCUGCGUACAGGAGCACAUGAUCAAGAUGUACGAUAACAUCGCAUCCCUGUGCUUCAGCACGGGGACAAAUGGAGAGACGGUGGUGGUGGCCAUGGUGUCGGCAGAAGGAGAGGUGUUGGAGUUCAAGCAGGCCAUCCCAGCCGAGGGACGAGUGGAAGACUGGAUGACAGCCGUUCUGCUGGAGAUGAGGAGGACCAACAGGCUCAUCACCAAGGAGGCCAUCUACUUCUACCAACACCACAAGUCCAGGGUGGACUGGAUGCUGGACUACCAGGGUAUGGUCGUGCUGGCAGGGAACCAGGUGUGGUGGACAUGGGAGGUGGAGGACGUCUUCUGCAAAGUGAGCGCCGGAGACAAACAGGCCCUCAAACAGUACGCCAAGAAAAUGCACAGGCAGAUCGACGACCUGGUCAUGCGCAUCACACAGCCCUUAAAAAAGAACGACCGACGCAAACUCAACACCGUGCUCAUCAUAGAUGUCCACGCCAGAGACAUCGUGGACAGCUUCGUCAGGGACAGUAUCACUGACGCUCGUGAGUUCGAGUGGGAAAGUCAGCUGAGGUUUUACUGGGUCAAAGAGCCGGACGAUCUGUUCGUGCGCCAGUGUUCAGCUGAGUUCGCUUACGGAUACGAGUACAUGGGACUGAACGGACGACUGGUCAUCACUCCGCUCACUGACCGAAUCUACCUCACACUCACACAGGCCCUGUCGAUGUACCUGGGUGGAGCACCAGCCGGACCUGCAGGUACAGGAAAAACAGAGUCCACUAAAGACCUGGCCAAGGCUUUGGGUCUGCUCUGUGUGGUCACUAACUGUGGUGAGGGAAUGGACUACAUGGCCGUUGGGAAGAUCUUCUCUGGCUUGGCUCAGUGUGGAGCCUGGGGCUGCUUCGACGAGUUCAACCGCAUCGAUGCCUCCGUGCUGUCCGUCAUCUCCUCCCAGAUCCAGACCAUCCGCCACGCGCUCAUCCUGCAGCUCAAGACUUUCCACUUUGAGGGUCAGGAGAUCAGUCUGGAUUCACGAAUGGGGAUCUUCAUCACCAUGAACCCGGGUUACGCCGGGCGUACUGAACUUCCCGAAUCGGUGAAGGCUCUGUUCCGGCCUGUGGUGGUCAUCGUUCCCGACCUCCAGCAGAUCUGUGAGAUCAUGCUGUUCUCAGAAGGCUUCCUCAUGGCCAAGGUGCUGGCGAAGAAGAUGACGGUGCUGUAUAAACUGGCCCGGGAGCAGCUGUCCAAACAGUCUCACUAUGAUUUCGGGCUGCGUGCGCUCAAAUCUGUUUUAGUCAUGGCAGGAGAGCUGAAGAGAGGAUCCCCUGAGCUCAACGAGGAUGUGGUGCUGAUGCGAGCUCUGAGGGACAUGAACCUCCCAAAAUUUGUCUUCGAGGAUGUCCCGCUGUUCCUGGGACUGAUCUCGGACCUGUUCCCAGGACUGGACUGCCCACGUGUGCGCUACCCCGACUUUAAUGAUGCUGUAGAGACCAUCCUGCAGGAGAAUAAAUACAUUCUGCUGCCCAAUCAGGUGGAUAAAGUGGUCCAGAUGUACGAGACAAUGAUGACCAGACACACGACCAUGGUGGUGGGACCCACGGGAGGGGGCAAAUCUGUGGUUAUUAGUACUCUGUGCCAAGCCCAGACUAGGCUGGGGCUGAUGACCAGACUGUACGCACUAAACCCCAAAGCCAUGAGCGUGAUUGAGCUCUAUGGCAUUCUGGAUCCUGAUACUCGAGACUGGACUGAUGGGAUUCUGUCCAACAUCUUCCGAGACAUCAACAAACCCACAGACAAAAAAGAGAAAAGGUACAUCCUGUUUGACGGGGAUGUAGACGCGCUGUGGGUGGAGAACAUGAACUCGGUGAUGGAUGAUAACAAGCUGCUGACGCUCGCUAACGGAGAGAGGAUCCGUCUCCAGGGUCACUGCGCUCUCCUGUUUGAGGUUGGAGAUUUGCAGUACGCUUCUCCUGCCACCGUGUCUCGCUGUGGAAUGGUGUUUGUGGACCCCAAAAAUCUCCGCUAUGCCCCCUACUGGCAGAAAUGGGUGAACAACAGGCCUGCGACAGAGCAAGACGGUCUGAACAGACUGUUCGAGAAAUACGUCCCCAGCACCAUCGACAUGAUCGUGGAGGGAAUCAUAGACGGGAAACAAGGAGAGAAACUGAAGACGAUCGUCCCACAGACUGAUCUGAACAUGGUGGUGCAGUUGUCGAUGAUGUUGGAUGCUCUGCUAGAACCUGCAGAGUUCUCCUCUGACGAGCUGGAGAGUUUCUUCAUCGAAGCUUUGUACUGCUCGCUCGGAGCCUCGCUCUUAGACAGAGGCCGGAAGACGUUUGAUGAAUUCAUUAAGAGGCUGUCCUGUCUCACCAUCGUCCACGAUGAGAACACGCUCGCCAGCCCUGGAGAACUACCAGGUUUCCUGCCGACUCUUUAUGAUUUCCACUUCGAUGCGAGCACAAAGAAAUGGACUCCCUGGAGCUCGCUGGUUCCUAAAUACAUCCACAACCCUGACACCAAAUUCAUCGACAUUCUCGUGCCCACCGUCGACACCACUCGCACCACCUGGCUGUUGGAGCAGAUGGUGACGGUGAAGAGGCCUGUCGUGCUGGUGGGGGAGUCUGGAACCUCGAAAACAGCCACCACGCAGAACUUCCUCAACAGUCUGAACCCCGACACGACCUUGGUUCUGACUAUCAAUUUCUCAUCAAGAACCACCUCCAUGGAUCUACAGAGGAACCUGGAGGCCAGCGUUGAGAAGAGGACCAAGGAGACCUACGGCCCUCCCAUGGGCAAAAGACUGCUGGUGUUUAUGGAUGACCUCAACAUGCCACGAGUGGAUGAGUAUGGCACGCAGCAGCCCAUAGCCCUGCUGAAGCUGCUAUUGGACAGGGGCGGGAUGUACGACCGGGGAAAAGAACUCAACUGCAAGAUGCUGAAGGACCUGGGCUUCAUCGCAGCUAUGGGGAAAGCAGGAGGAGGUCGUAACGAGGUGGAUCCUCGCUUCAUCUCCCUCUUCAGUGUGUUCAACAUCCCGUUUCCCGAGGAGGAAUCUCUGCAUCUUAUCUACUCCUUGAUCCUGAAGGGUCACACAAGGCCAUUUGAGGAAAGCGUUCAGAAAAUCUGUGAAACACUGACCUUCUGCACACUGGAGCUGUAUAAAGCCAUCAUUAAAGACCUGCCGCCAACUCCUUCGAAGUUCCACUACAUCUUCAACCUGAGGGAUCUGUCCAGGGUGUAUAACGGCCUGGUCCUGACCAACGAAGAGAGGUUCCUGACGGUUACGCAGUUUGUGCGGGUCUGGAGGAACGAGUGUCUGAGAGUGUUCCAUGACAGGCUCAUCAACGAAACCGACAAAGCUCUUGUCCAGGGACACAUUAAAAACCUGAUAGAGGAGCAUUUCAAAUCUGAUCUGGAGUCAGCUAUGAGAGACCCCAUCCUGUUUGGAGAUUACAGAACAGCUCUCACCGAGUCUGAGCCCAGAGUCUAUGAGGACAUUCAGGAUUACGAUGCCUGCAAGGCUCUUUUCCAGGAGAUCCUUGAGGAGUACAACGAGUGCAAGACCAAGAUGAACCUGGUGCUCUUUGAUGAUGCGCUGGACCACCUGACCAGAAUCCAUCGUAUCAUCAGGAUGGACCGUGGCCACGCCCUUUUAGUGGGAGUGGGAGGGUCUGGGAAACAGUCCUUAACCAAACUGGCUGCUUUCACUGCAGGAUGUGAGGAGGUGUUUGAGAUUGUGUUGAGUCGAGGAUACUCGGAGAAUAACUUGCGUGAAGAUCUGAAGACUCUUUACAUAAAGCUGGGCAUUGAGAAUAAGAAAACUGUGUUCCUCUUUACUGAUGCUCAUGUGGCCGAGGAGGGCUUCCUGGAGCUCAUCAACAACAUGCUCACCUCAGGAAUGGUUCCAGCGCUGUUCCCUGAUGACGAGAAGGAGUCCAUCCUGAACCAGAUCCGCGACGAGGCUCUGAAGAUGGGCUCGGGGCCGUCCAAAGACAGCGUGUGGCAGUACUUCGUGAACAAGAGUGCCAGCAACCUGCACAUCAUCCUGGGCAUGUCUCCUGUAGGGGACGUCCUCCGAACACGCUGCAGGAACUUCCCAGGGCUUGUGAAUAACACCGGUAUUGAUUGGUUCCUCCCGUGGCCUCCUCAGGCUCUACAUGCAGUCGCACAGUCCUUCUUGGGUGAGAGCCCGAUGAUACCCAAGGACCAUACCGAGGCAGUGAUAGGUCACGUGUGUAUGGUGCACGGCUUGGUCGGUGAGUACAGCAUCUUGUUCCAGCAGAAGCUGCGCCGCAGUAACUACGUCACCCCCAAAAACUACCUGGACUUCAUCAACACCUACUCCACCCUACUGGAGGACAAGGACCAGUACAUCCUCGGCCAGUGUAAGCGACUGGAAGGAGGUUUGGAUAAAUUGGAGGAGGCCAGCGUACAGCUCGCCGAGCUCAACACCAAGCUGGCUGAGCAGAAGGUGGUUCUGGCCGAGAAGUCCUCCGCCUGUGAGAUCCUGCUGAAUGAGAUCUCCACCAACACAACCGUCGCUGAGGAGAAGAAGAAGCUAGCAGAGGAGAAGGCUGAGGAGAUCGCAGAGCAGAAUCAAAUGAUCUCCAUUGAGAAAAAGGAUGCUGAGAGCUCUCUGGCCGAGGCUCUGCCUGCUUUGGAGGCAGCUCGCACCGCCCUGCAGGACCUGGAUAAGUCUGACGUCACUGAGAUCAGAUCCUUCGCCAAGCCGCCGCACCAGGUGCAGGUGGUGUGUGAGUGUAUCCUGGUCAUACGUGGUUAUAAAGAGAUUAACUGGAAGACUGCUAAAGGCAUGAUGUCAGAGGCCAACUUCCUGCGCUCGCUCAUGGAGAUGGACUGCGACUCCAUCAGCAAGGGACAGGUCAAUACUGUACGAGGCUUCCUGAAGAACCUGAACACAUCAUUUGAGGAGAUGCAGGCCAUCAGUAAAGCCGGCUCUGGCAUGCUGAAAUUCGUCGAGGCCGUCAUGGGUUACUGUGACGUAGCCCGAGAGAUCAAACCCAAGAGAGAGAAGGUGGCCAAGCUGGAGAAGAACUACUUCCAGAGCAAGCGUGAGCUGGAGCGCAUCCAGAGCGAGCUGGAGGGCAUCCAGAAUGAGCUGGGGGCUUUGAGACAGAAGUACGAUGAUGCCAUGGCGGAGAAGCAGCAGCUGCAGGAGGAGGCUGAGCUCAUGGAGCGCAGGCUCGUCGCUGCCGACAAGCUCAUCACUGGACUCGGAUCAGAGAACGAGCGCUGGAUGGAGGAUCUCAAGGAGCUAAAGGAUAGGCGAGUGCGCCUGCUGGGUGACUGUCUGAUCUGCGCCGCCUUCCUGAGCUACGAAGGAGCCUUCAGCUGGGACUUCCGAGACGAGAUGGUGUACGAGGUGUGGCAGAAGGACGUGAUGGACAGAGGCAUCCCCCUGAGCCAGCCUUUCCGCAUCGAGAACCUGCUCACCGACGAGGUCGAGAUCAGCAGAUGGGGGUCGGAAGGUCUCCCUCCUGAUGAGCUGUCCGUGCAGAAUGGCAUCCUGACCACGAGAGCCAGCCGCUUCCCUCUGUGCAUCGACCCUCAACAGCAAGCGCUUAACUGGAUCAAGAAGAAGGAGGAGAAGAACAACCUCAGGAUCUCCUCAUUUAACGAUCCAGAUUUCCUGAAGCAGUUGGAGAUGGCCAUCAAAUAUGGUUUUCCUUUCCUGUUUCAAGAUGUGGAUGAGUACAUCGACCCCGUCAUCGACAAUGUCUUGGAGAAGAACGUGAAAGGAGCCGAGGGACGGCAAAUCAUUGUCCUGGGAGACAAGGAGGUCGACUACGACCCCAACUUUAAACUGUACCUCAACACCAAACUGGGAAAUCCCAAAUACUCCCCGGCAGUGUUUGGCAAAGCCAUGGUCAUCAACUACACAGUUACGUUAAAGGGUCUGGAGGACCAGCUGCUCAGCGUCAUCGUGGGCUUCGAGCGGAAAGAGCUGGAGGAACAGAGAGAGCGUCUGAUCCAGGAGACGAGUGAGAACAAGCGUCUCCUCAAAGACCUGGAGGACUCCCUGCUCCGAGAGCUCGCCACGUCCACAGGGAACAUGUUGGACAACGUGGAGCUCGUCCAAACUCUCGAGGAAACCAAGUCCAAAGCUAGCGAGGUCUUUGAGAAACUGCAGCUGGCUGAACACACAUCAGCAGACAUCGAUACGCUGCGUGACGGUUACCGUCCGGCAGCUAAACGCGGCGCCAUCUUGUUCUUUAUCCUGGCUGAGAUGGCGCUGGUGAACAGCAUGUACCAGUACUCUCUAUCCGCCUUCCUCGAGGUGUUUGACUUCUCACUGCGUAAAUCUCUUCCUGACUCCAUCCUGUCCAAGAGGCUGAACAACAUCAUGAACACACUCACACACAACGUCUACAAUUACGGCUGCACCGGUCUGUUUGAAAGGCACAAGCUGCUUUUCUCCUUCAACAUGACCAUAAAGAUCGAGCAGGCGGAGGGUCGAGCCCCUCAGGAAGAGCUCGACUUCUUCCUUAAAGGGAACCUUUCGCUGGAGAAGAGCAAGAAGAGGAAGCCAUGUGAUUGGCUGCCUGAUCAGGGCUGGGAGGAUAUUGUGCGUCUGACCGAACUUUUCCAAAACGAGUUCGGCUCAUUGAUGGGUGACAUUGAAGAGAAUCCCACCGUAUGGCAGGAUUGGUAUGACCUGGACAACCCGGAGCAGGCUCCCUUCCCUAUGAAGUACAACGAAAGUCUGACCACUUUCCAAAAACUUCUGCUUCUACGCUGCUUCAGGGUGGACCGAGUGUACCGUGCCGUCAGCGACUACGUCAGCAUCACGAUGGGAGAGAAGUAUGUACAGCCUCCAGUGAUUAGUUUUGAGGCUAUAUUUGAGCAGAGUACGCCAAACUCCCCCAUCGUGUUUAUCCUGAGUCCUGGUUGUGAGCCGGCCAAUGACCUGACAAAGCUGGCUGAGCGCAGCGGCUUCGGGACCAGCAGGCUCAAGUUCCUCGCCAUGGGACAAGGCCAGGAGAAGGUUGCAUUGCAGUUGCUGGAGACGGCUGUGUCCCGGGGUCAGUGGCUGAUGCUGCAGAACUGUCAUCUGCUAGUGAAAUGGCUAAAGGAGCUCGAGAAAGCUCUAGAAAGAAUCACAAAGCCUCACCCAGACUUCCGUCUGUGGCUCACCACCGACCCCAUCAAAGACUUCCCCAUCGGCAUCCUUCAGAAAUCCCUCAAGGUGGUGACGGAGCCCCCCAAUGGGCUGAAGUUGAACAUGAGAGCCACGUACUUCAAGAUCUCGCUGGAGACGCUGAUGAGCUGCCCUCACUUGGCCUUCCGCAGCCUGGUCUACGUGCUGGCCUUCUUCCACGCCGUGGUGCAGGAGAGACGCAAGUACGGCAAGAUCGGCUGGAACGUUCCGUACGACUUCAACGAGUCUGACUUCCAGGUGUGUCUGGAGAUCCUGAGCACGUACUUGACCAAAGCUCACACUCAAGGUGACACGACAAUUCCAUGGGGCAGUCUCAAAUACCUGAUCGGAGAGGUGAUGUAUGGGGGCAGGGCGAUAGACAGCUUCGACCGCAGGAUCCUCACCGUCUACAUGGACGAGUAUCUGGGAGAUUUCAUCUUCGACACCUUCCAGCCUUUCCAUUUCUUCCACAACAAAGAUGUGGAUUACCGAAUCCCGGCGAACGGACUCAAGGACGUCUACGUCGCCGAAAUCGAAUCACUCCCUCUCGCGAACACGCCGGAGGUGUUUGGGCUUCAUCCCAACGCUGAGAUCGGCUACUACACUCAGGCUGCUCGGGACAUGUGGAUGCACCUCAUAGAGCUACAGCCACAAACUGGUGACUCUGGUGGGGGAAUCAGCAGAGAUGAGUACAUCGGGAAGGUGGCGCGGGACAUCCAGAACAAGCUGCCCAUAUUGUUCGACCUGGAUGUGAUCCGGAAGAAGUUUGGCUUGGAAGUGUCGCCCACCACCGUCGUGCUGCUGCAGGAGCUGGAGCGCUUCAACAGGCUCAUCGUACGCAUGAGCCGCUCACUCGCCGAACUGCAGAAGGCUCUAGCCGGUGAGGUAGGGAUGAGCAAUGAGCUGGACGAAGUUGCCCGAGCUCUGUUUAAUGGUCAAAUCCCUGCUAUCUGGAGGAAGCUGGCUCCAGACACCCUCAAAUCUCUGGGCAACUGGAUGAUCCACUUCAAGAGACGCUACGAUCAGUACAGCUCAUGGGUGGAUGAUGGCGAGCCCAUGGUGAUGUGGUUGUCAGGGUUACACAUCCCCGAGUCGUAUCUGACGGCACUGGUUCAGGCCACGUGCAGGAAGAACAGCUGGCCUCUGGACCGCUCCACCCUGUACACACAGGUCACUCAGUACAGCAGUGAGGAGGAGGUGCAGGAGAGACCUGCUCAGGGUUGUUAUGUAUCAGGUCUGUAUCUGGAGGGAGCAGACUGGGACAUGGAUGAGGGCUGUCUGGUGCGCAGCAAACCCAAAGUUCUGGUGGUGCAGCUUCCCGUCCUCAAGGUGAUCCCCAUCGAGGCUCAUCGUCUAAAACUGCAGAACACACUGAGAACGCCGGUCUACACAACAUCCAUGAGGAGGAACGCGAUGGGCGUCGGCUUGGUGUUCGAGGCUGACCUCUUCACCACCAGACAUCAGUCUCACUGGGUCCUACAGGGAGUGUGUCUCUGUCUCAACUCUGACUGAUCUCUCUCUCUCUCUCUCUCUCUCUCUCUCCCUCCCCCCCCCUCAGGUCUGUUUAAUUAUCUCCAAGCUGUUCUUCAUUAAAUUAAUAUUCAAACUUGAUCUUUUGUUUCACUAUUAAAGAUCAACUCUAACGGAUUAAUCUCCUGCUGUCACACAGAACAGCAAACUCCUUUUCCAUCACCAAGCACUGGCUGGGGUUUCACAUCAAAAUGGCCUCCUGUGGAGCAGUGACUUGUGAUAAGUGACAGCGAGUCUUUGCAUCAGAAGCUGGUGACGCAACCCUCAAUGCUUAAAAGUGUGUUAAAGAAUGUUCACUGUAAUGUGGUAAAAUGGGCGACUGCUCACAUAUUUUCUGGGGCUUACCAGUAAUUGAGGACUUUGAGAAAAAUAUCAAAUAGGAAGUUGAAAAAAUUCUCAGAUGGACGUUGGACUAGAUCUGCUAUUAUUUCUGUUGGGAGCGAUACCUAAGGACAUGUACAGUGCAAAUCAAAGAUAUAUUCUGUGGAUGCUUCUGUUACUGCGAGUUGGCCUAGUGGUUAGCGUGUCCACCUCUUGACCGGAAGAUUGUGAGUUCUACUCACGGUCGGGUCAUACCAAAGACCAUCAUUAAAAAUGGCGCCUACUGCCACCUGGCAAGGCACACUGCAAUACAGAUGUGAGCAGGGAGUUAAACUCUCGUGGUUACCAGAGGACCCGCCCCCCCCCCGUAACCCUAGGUACGUAAGAGGCUGAGGGCUAUAGGAACGGAGAUUUUAAGGGCUCCUUAAGGACCUGGUUAGUACUGGGAUGGAAGACUGCCUGGGAAGACCAGGUCCUGGCACUGGAGGGACUUUGACUUGACUUUGAUACUUCUGUUGAUUGUGAACUGGAAGGAUGCAAAACCACCAACUUUAACUCAGUGGAUAUAAAGAGUGGAACAGGUUCACACACAAACCUGCAGAGAUGGACAGUGUUGCAUGGGCUCUGAGUGUCCAAUAAGAGAGAGAUCUGUCCAUGGUCAGGAAAUCGUCACCAUUAUAUUCCUCUGUGACUGACACUGCUCUGCCAUGAAUGACCCCCCCCCCCCCCCCAAAUGUCUUAAUUCACUUCUUCUUUUUUGUUUAUUUUCAGUCAGAGUGUAUGUGUAGGAAUGCAGGCAUGUAGGUGUAUACAGUUAGGUCCAUAUAUAUUUGGACACUGACACAAAUUUUGUUUUUUUACCUGUUUACUGAAACAUAUUCAAGUUAUAGUUAUAUAAUGGACAUGGACAUAAAGUCCAGACUUUCAGCUUUCAUUUGAGGGUAUCCACAUUAAAAUUGGAUGAAGGGUUUAGGAGUUUCAGCUCCUUAACAUGUGCCACCCUGUUUUUAAAGGGACCAAAAGUAAUUGGACAAUUGACUCCAAGGCUAUUACAUGGGCAGGUGUGGGCAAUUCCUUCGUUAUGUCAUUCUCAAUUAAGCAGAUAAAAGGCCUGGAGUUGAUUUGAGGUGUGGUGCUUGCAUUUGGAAGAUUUUGCUGUGAAGAAAACAUGCGGUCAAAGGAGCUCUCCAUGCAGGUGAAACAAGCCAUCCUUAAGCUGCGAAAACAGAAAAAACCCAUCCGAGAAAUUGCUACAAUAUUAGGAGUGGCAAAAUCUACAGUUUGGUACAUCCUGAGAAAGAAAGAAAGCACUGGUGAACUCAUCAAUGCAAAAAGGCCUGGACACUCACAGAAGACAACAGUGGUGGAUGAUCGCAGAAUAAUUUCCAUGGUGAAGAGAAACCCCUUCACAACAGCCAACCAAGUGAACAACACUCUCCAGGAGGUAGGCGUAUCAAUAUCCAAAUCUACCAUAAAGAGAAGACUGCAUGAAAGUAAAUACAGAGGGUUCACUGCACGGUGCAAGCCACUCAUAAGCCUCAAGAAUAAAAAGGCUAGAUUGGACUUUGCUAAAAAACAUCUAAAAAAGCCAGCACAGUUCUGGAAGAACAUUCUUUGGACAGAUGAAACCAAGAUCAACCUCUACCAGAAUAAUGGAAAGAAAAAAGUAUGACGAAGGCGUGGUACAGCUCAUGAUCCAAAGCAUACCACAUCAUCUGUAAAACACGGCGGAGGCAGUGUGAUGGCUUGGGCAUGCAUGGCUGCCAGUGGCACUGGGUCACUAGUGUUUAUUGAUGAUGUGACACAGGACAGAAGCAGCCGGAUGAAUUCUGAGGUAUUCAGAGACAUACUGUGUGCUCAAAUCCAGCCAAACUGAUUGGUCGGCGUUUCAUAAUCCAGAUGGACAAUGACCCAAAACAUAAAGCCAAAGCAACCCAGGAGUUUAUUAAAGCAAAGAAGUGGAAUAUUCUUGAAUGGCCAAGUCAGUCACCUGAUCUCAACCCAAUUGAGCAGCAUUUCACUUGUUAAAGACUAAACUUCAGACAGAAAGGCCCACAAACAGACAGCAACUGAAAACCGCUGCAGUAAAGGCCUGGCAGAGCAUUAAAAAGGAGGAAACACAGCGUCUGGUGAUGUCCAUGAGUUCAAGACUUCAGGCAGUCAUUGCCAACAAAGGGUUUUCAACCAAGUAUUAGAAAUGAACAUUUUAUUUACAAUUAUUUAAUUUGUCCAAUUACUUUUGAGCCCCUGAAAUGAAGGGAUUGUGUUUAAAAAAUGCUUUAGUUCCUCACAUUUUUAUGCAAUCAUUUUGUUCAACCCACUGAAUUAAAGCUGGAAGUCUGAACUUCAACUGCAUCUGAAUUGUUUUUUUCAAAAUCCAUUGUGGUAAUGUACAGAACCAAAAUUAGAAAAAUGUUGUCUCUGUCCAAAUAUUUAUGGACCUAACUGUAUGUAUGUAUAUAUUAGUAUUUUAUACCUUUUUUAUUUUUAUUUAUUUAGUUUUGUCAUUGUUUAUUAUUCUUAUUAUUUACUAAGCUGUGUAUAUGUAUGUGGGCAUGUGAAUGAACGUGAGUGAACACUAAGGAAGGGAUCUUCUUUUUGCUGAUGAUGUGGCACUUGUGGCCCACAGUCACACCACCCUGUGAGAGAUGAUAAAUACUU
Neoarius graeffei (lesser salmon catfish) is the source of this 16749-nucleotide messenger RNA. RefSeq names its product dynein axonemal heavy chain 10 (gene dnah10). Bases 1 to 13749 code for a protein of 4582 amino acids. Gene Ontology annotation, molecular function: ATP hydrolysis activity; dynein intermediate chain binding; ATP binding. The record is from RefSeq and is a predicted model, not a curated record. The transcript is spliced from 78 exons. Gene Ontology annotation, cellular component: dynein complex. NCBI's taxonomy places the organism in Eukaryota, Metazoa, Chordata, Actinopteri, Siluriformes, Ariidae. Gene Ontology annotation, biological process: microtubule-based movement.